This is a messenger RNA of Marmota flaviventris (yellow-bellied marmot), 219 nucleotides long. It is a transcript of the gene Defb121, whose product is annotated as defensin beta 121. Gene Ontology annotation, cellular component: extracellular region. The record is from RefSeq and is a predicted model, not a curated record. Gene Ontology annotation, biological process: innate immune response. NCBI's taxonomy places the organism in Eukaryota, Metazoa, Chordata, Mammalia, Rodentia, Sciuridae.
AUGCAGCUCCUCUUCCUGUUUCUGACUGUCAUGGUGCUCCUGGCCCAGGGCGCCCGAGUCAAGAAGUGUUGGAGCACAUUUGGCAGGUGCAGAGAGAACUGUAAAGAGAAUGAAGUAUUCUAUCUAUUGUGCAAAGAAGAGGGUAAGUGCUGUGUGGACCCUAAGUAUGUCCGAUUUAAACCGAAGACCUUAAAGAACCAGUUGGGAACCAAAAAUUAA